Cyclopterus lumpus (lumpfish) is the source of this 4084-nucleotide messenger RNA. RefSeq names its product ATPase secretory pathway Ca2+ transporting 1 (gene atp2c1). Gene Ontology annotation, molecular function: P-type calcium transporter activity; ATP binding; ATP hydrolysis activity. NCBI's taxonomy places the organism in Eukaryota, Metazoa, Chordata, Actinopteri, Perciformes, Cyclopteridae. The record is from RefSeq and is a predicted model, not a curated record. Gene Ontology annotation, biological process: manganese ion transport; calcium ion transmembrane transport; intracellular calcium ion homeostasis. The transcript has 27 exons. Gene Ontology annotation, cellular component: Golgi membrane; endoplasmic reticulum; plasma membrane. Bases 183 to 2885 code for a protein of 900 amino acids.
AGGAAGUGGCUCCGCGGUGUGAUUUGACGGAAGAUGCUUAAGAACCGGGAGCUGCUGGUGAGUUGAACGGUUUACCGAGUCCAGUGAUCCAGGUUGUCUUCUGGUCUUCUGGAGCUCGAGGUGCGUCAUUUCCGGGACUUCAGCCCCCGCUUUCCCAGACACAAUUCAGUGAAGAUGAGACCAUGGUCCCGGUACUAACCUCCAGAAAAGCCAGCGAACUCCCCGUCCACGAAGUCGUGUGUGUCCUGCAGGCCGACCUGCAGGUUGGUCUGACCCAGGAGGAGGUGAGCAGGAGGAGAACCUACCACGGCUGGAACGAGUUCGACAUCAGUGAAGAGGAGCCACUAUGGAAGAAAUACAUCUCCCAGUUCAAAGAUCCUCUCAUCCUGUUGCUGUUGGCGUCGGCCGUCAUCAGUGUUCUCAUGCACCAGUUUGAUGACGCCAUCAGCAUCACUGUGGCCAUCAUCAUAGUAGUGACGGUAGCUUUUGUCCAGGAGUAUCGAUCAGAGAAGUCUCUAGAAGAGCUGGGGAAGCUGGUGCCUCCAGAAUGUCACUGUUUGAGGGAAGGACACCUGGAGCACCUUCUGGCCAGAGAGCUGGUUCCUGGAGACACCGUCUGUCUGUCGGUGGGGGAGAGAGUCCCAGCAGACCUUCGCCUGGUCGAGGCGACAGACCUGUCUGUGGAUGAGUCCAGUCUCACGGGGGAGACGUCGCCCAGCUCCAAGACCACCGGCCACCAGCCGCCGUCCUCCAACGGAGACAUCGCGUCCCGCAGCAACGUGGCCUUCAUGGGCACCCUGGUGCGCUGCGGCAGAGCCAAGGGCAUCGUCAUCGGGACCGGAGAGAACUCUGAGUUUGGGGAGGUUUUCAAGAUGAUGCAAGCAGAAGAGGCUCCUAAAACUCCGUUACAAAAGAGCAUGGACCUGCUGGGGAAGCAGCUGUCGCUCUAUUCCUUUGGCAUUAUAGGGGUCAUCAUGCUGAUGGGAUGGCUGCAGGGGAAGAGGAUUCUGGACAUGUUCACCAUCGGAGUCAGUUUGGCGGUAGCUGCCAUCCCAGAGGGUUUACCCAUUGUGGUGACGGUGACGCUGGCACUCGGUGUGAUGCGCAUGGUGAAGAAAAGAGCCAUCAUCAAAAAGCUUCCCAUCGUAGAAACUCUGGGCUGCUGUAACGUGAUCUGUUCAGACAAGACGGGAACUCUGACCAAGAACGAGAUGACCGUCACCCAGCUGUUCACGUCGGAUGGACUCCACGCUGAGGUGUCGGGUGUGGGCUACAAUGGAGCAGGAGAAGUCCUCCUGGACGGAGACGUCGUCCACGGUUUCUCCUGUCCGUCCAUUAGCAAGAUCGUUGAGGUGGGCUGUGUGUGUAACGACUCAGUCAUCAGGAAUCACAAUUUGUUGGGACGGCCGACCGAGGGAGCGCUCAUCGCCCUCGCCAUGAAGAUGGGUCUGGAGAGCCUGCAGCAGGAGUACGUUCGUCUGGAGGAGCAUCCCUUCACCUCGGAGCAGAAGUGGAUGUCUGUCCGCUGCGUCCACCGGACGCUACAGGACAAACCAGGAGUCUUCUUCGUGAAAGGAGCUUACGAGCAGGUGAUCGGGCUCUGCAGCUCCUACAACAGCAGAGGGAGUGCUCUGUCUCUGAGCCACCAGCAGAGGGAGCUGUACCAGCAGCAGAUCAGCUACAUGGGGUCUGCUGGUCUCAGAGUUCUGGCCUUUGCUUCCGGGUCCCAGAUGGGGAACCUGACCUUUCUGGGUCUGGUUGGCAUCAUCGACCCCCCCAGGUCAGGGGUCAAAGAGGCCGUGGGGAUGCUCAUCAACUCUGGAGUGGCCAUCAAGAUGAUCACUGGAGACUCCAAGGAGACGGCCGUGUCCAUAGCCAGUCGUCUGGGGCUGUUUUCUAAAGGCUCUCAGUCUUUGUCUGGAGACGAGGUCGACCAAUUGGACCUGCAGCAGCUGUCUCACAUCGUCCCCAGAAUUGCCGUGUUUUAUCGAGCCAGUCCUCGACACAAGCUGAAGAUCGUCAAGUCCCUCCAGAACAUUGGUGCCGUAGUGGCCAUGACGGGCGACGGGGUGAAUGACGCUGUGGCUCUGAAGGCCGCCGACAUCGGCGUGGCGAUGGGCCUAACGGGGACCGACGUCUGCAAGGAGGCGGCAGACAUGAUCCUGGUGGAUGACGACUUCCAGACCAUCAUGUCGGCCAUCGAGGAAGGAAAAGGAAUUUACAACAACAUUAAAAACUUUGUGCGCUUCCAGCUGAGCACGAGCAUCGCCGCUCUGACGCUCAUCUCCUUGGCCACGCUGAUGAACUUCCCCAACCCGCUGAACGCCAUGCAGAUCCUGUGGAUCAACAUCAUCAUGGACGGCCCCCCCGCUCAGAGUUUGGGCGUAGAGCCGGUGGACCGCGACGUCAUCAGGCAGCCGCCACGUAACGUCAGAGACAGCAUCAUCACCCGCGGCCUGCUCAUCAAAGUGCUGGUGUCGGCGCUGGUCAUCGUCUGUGGGACGCUGUUUGUCUUCUGGAGGGAGCUGCAGGACAACGUGAUCACUCCUCGAGACACCACCAUGACCUUCACCUGCUUCGUCUUCUUCGACAUGUUCAACGCUCUGAGCUCUCGAUCACAGACCCGUAUGGUCCAUGAACUGGGUCUGUGCAGCAACAGGACCUUCUGCUAUGCCGUCCUGGCCUCCAUCAUGGGUCAGCUGCUCGUCAUCUACUUCCCUCCACUGCAGAACGUUUUCCAGACGGAGAGCCUCAGCAUCUUUGACCUGCUGUUCCUCGUGACCCUGACCUCCUCGGUGUGUCUGGUUUCUGAGGCCAUAAAGAUGAUGGAGAGGUGGAGGGGAGCCGAGAGGAGUCCACCCUCCGACUGCUUCCACGAGGUAUGACCUCCCCCAGACCCCCCACCCCACCCCACCCCCUCUGAAGGACUCUGAGGAUGAGUAUUAUGGUUCAUUGAAACUGAGAGAGGGAGAAACUCUGGUCUGGGACCGGAGGAAGCUCCCGGCUUCACCUGGUGGAUCUGAACCAGAGUCCGGGUCCCCGGCAGCUGCCGGGUGUAGAUCCCGACUCUCCGGAGAAAAGCCCUCACCUCCCGGUCUGCUGGUCUUCUUCAGGACCGGCUCUCUGGAGGGAACAGUCGUUUUUAAUCUUCUGGUGAUGAGGUGUCGACCACUAUUCAGCCAGACGUUCACUUCCUCAGCAUCUCAAGGCUUCCUUUUGGUUGGAUCAACGUCAUCACUGCAAACAGGAAGUGAUGCAACACAUGCAGCAGCGUUGAUUCAACAAAGUGAAGCCGCGAGGUUCCGGGACACGUUUCUCUUCUCGUAAACCUGUGAUUGUUUUCUGGUAAACGCCGUUAAUCCGUUUAGUUUUCUCUGGAUAUCAACAAGAGACCUGUUCUGUGAUUGGACGCCUGAACGUCUGCUAUUAAUCAGUCCAAAGGUUUGAGGUCAUACCAUGUAUCUAUAUCUAUACGGAGGUUUGCAGACUGAAGUUAAUAAAGAGCUAAAAUCACAUGAAUAUUCAGUUUGUAUUUAAAUUGUAAGUCUGUUUUACACUUGUCUUUAUUAUGAUUAUUUUUACUCUCUAUUAUUAUUAUUAUUAUUAUUAUUAUUAUUACUAAGCCAGGCUUGUGUUUAAGAGUAGACUGAAAGAUAUGUCAUUCUGGCAUUAAUUAUACUUUUUCAAAUAUAGAAAUUAAAUUUGCUGUUUUCUUCACUUUAGUUCCUUCAGGAUAUGACGACUUGUUUGAUUUUCAUGUUCUGUCAUUGAAUGAUUGAUUGGAUGUGACCUCUCCUGGAGUUCACUAUGGAACUUACUUUUCCUUUUGGUUUGCUAAUCAAAGAUGCUAAUGUUAGCGAAACGAGCUGGCUAACUGGAUUAGCAUGGGUUAGCUCACACAAGUAAGCGCUCGGUUGAUUAUUGUUGUUAAAUUAUUUAAAUCGCAAGUCAGAUGGAGAACGUCAGUGAAACCUUUUUAGUUUUCUUUGGACCAACUGAUCUUUUACGAGGUGUGCAGUAACUACUCCACUGUAUGUGUUCUUUAUGUUCCUGCUUUAUUUUAAUAAACAGAUCCUUCACUGAC